AUGUUUCUCUUUCCGUGUCUUCUCAACUCGCCCGAUACCAUCUAUGGAGCCACUUUUGUCAAAAUAGCCCCUGGAUAUUAUUGGAUUCUCGAGAAUAGUUCGAAAGACUACCAAGUGAUCGUCUCAACCACUCUGAUCGUGAUUGAAAGUGGGACUUUUCUUCUGAAUAUUUUCACGAGUUAUCGCUUGAUUCGACAGCGAAAACAUCGAACGAAUGGGUCAAAAAAGAAUUUGAAAAACUCCAAUGAUUUAAAAUUCCACGCGAUUAACAUGUUCAUGUUCUUUAUGGAAAUGAUCGUCGUUGCCAUGCAGCUUUUCCUGCACAUUACAACAACAAUCGCUGAAAGUGAGGUGCACAGCUGGCUGCUGUUCAAUAUGUUCGUCGUCGCCAUCACCGUCAAUGAUCUCACCUCUUUGCUUCCAUUGUGGUUGAUGGCCUAUCUCUCGAACGAGUUCCGCUCGGUGAUCUUUGGGAGGAAAGCGAAAAGCGAAAAGAAAACCCCCUCAAUUUCGAUGCAAAUUCAGCCGACUAACACGGCUUUU
Messenger RNA from Mesorhabditis belari, 543 nucleotides. Lineage: Eukaryota; Metazoa; Nematoda; Chromadorea; Rhabditida; Rhabditidae. The record is from the annotation of a GenBank genome assembly.